UAUAUGACCUAGAACUAAGUUAAACAGAUCGUGAAGUUUAUUACCUUAUAAUAAGUCGCUUUAUCAGCCAUUAAAUGCCGGACCGACACGCGCGUCUUAACAACAAUGCUAUUCCUACGGUCACGUUGACACGUUCGUCUUUAUAAUGCUAUUCCUACGGGCACGUUGACACCAGCGCAUCAUGGAUACUCUAAGGAGGAUUCACACCGACUUAAAUGAGAGCCUGGGUGACUUGGUGAGGAAUAUCAACUACCACCGAACUUUCGUUGGGUCUCCCCUGGUCUCUACUCCCCCAGCUGCCUGCUCAUCAGUCAGAUGUACUCCUCGCAGCACCCCGGUACCACCCGCUGUACCACCUGUACCAGCUGAUACCACCUCCCGUGGUGGUGUGACCAACCCCGCCUUCUGCCUGGACGAGCUCAAGGAAGCUUAUCACAAUACCUGGACCGAGACAUCUUACCUGCACAAUCACCACCACCAUAACCUCGCGCUGCCGUCCUCUCUCAGAACUGGACUGAAAACCGCCAAGAAGAGUCUUAAGAGUUCUGUGUCAUCACUGAAUCUUCCACAGCUUCCAAGUUUCAGCCAACAACUUGGCUUUACCAAGACAAAGUCGAAGGAAGAAACUUUGCGUCGUCCUCGCCCUGAGAUCGAGCAUCCACACGCAGGGUUACGAGCUGACGAGUUCUAUAUCUCCGCAGAGGCACCUGGAAGUCAGUAUAAUUCAAAUGAAUUUGUUCAUCGAGCCGAGAAUACUCUGCUGAAUCCAAACCCUAACGAAAACGGAUUAAAAAAUCUUGCUGGUGAGUGCAAGAACCGACCGCCUACCAAACCGUUACCACCCCCUGUUCGACCUAGUCGAGUGAGACGCUGUGGAUCACCUAUCAGUUUGUGCGGCUCUGAAAUAAGCACAUGUGCUACAGAAACUACACAAGAUUGUGCUGACGACAGUGGCUGUAAAUCAGGGAAUCAGGAAAGUGAAAACACAUUUGACUUACUCCAGCAGUUACCUUUCCACCUGCCGGGAGACUUGAAGAUCUACCAAAUCGAGGAAAGUCGACAUGCAGCCAUCGAAACAACCAUCAGUUCCAACGGAAAAGAACAUGACGGUUCUCAAAAACCAGAGUUCACAAAUGAAUCACAACGUGAAAUUGGCGAUUUAGUAAAGAAUAGCCAAGAACCUUACAUCACGAAAACCGAAUUGUUGUUUACUGCAUCGGAUGCCAACAGCCGUUCCAACGCUUUCCAAGUCCAAGAUAACUCCUGGGUGUCAAGUUCACUUCCUGGUGCCAAGUUCACUUCGAACGGUACUGCAUCGAAAUUAUCUUUCAGGAAGCGCAUCCGUUUCACGAAAUUCAUCAAAAACCUCAAAAUCAACAGAUCAAACACCCGUCAGUUCCCUGGAAAAGGUCGGGCAAGAAACCCUUUCUGUAUAACAGCGUUCCGAAAUUCUCCGCCGAAAAAUAAGAAUACGAAAAGUCCUUUCAAGAUGGCGACGCCCAUGGCCAAGCUGAGGAGGAAGGAGUGGUACUCGUCCUGCUUCUGCUUCCUGAAAGACCGACUCGCCGAACUGCUCGAUGAAUUGGACCUCUCGGCGACGCAGAAGAGCGGCAUCCUGAGCUUCCCGCACGAGAAGCAAGUGCAGCUGCUGCACGACUUUAAUACCAUGCGCACCACCAAGACGACAGUCGAGCGCCCCGAGGCAUACAUCAGCAAGCUGUGGGAGUACAGUCGCCUGCCUGGACCAGCAGACGACUAUCAGCUGCAGUGCUGGCAGAAAUAUACAGAAAACAUAAAAUCUGCGCUGGCCACACAGUCAAACAGCUUUGUGUGUGAAUUUAUUGAAGCCGAUGGACUAGCUGCACUAUUGGCUUUUUUGUCACGUCUUAAUGGAGCUAAUUUAGUCCGCCUCCCUAAACGAAGAAAGAAAAACGCGCGCAAUUCACAGAAAACGGGGCUGGAUUCACAGAAAACUUCAGACGAGGCAAAGAAAACGGCGGAUGGUGACCUGAAAACUGAUAAUGAAGAAGAAGAAAAUCACAAAUUAAACAAAAUCAGAAGUGAAGACUCAGGGAUAAGAACAUCCGAUCAAGAAGAAGGAAGUGAGGGAAGUAAAGAUGAAGUUUCCAGUGAAGAAGAAUCGGAAGAAGAGGAGAAAGAUGAUGAGAAGUCGGCCAUGUUGAACAUGCCGCCAGGCUGGAGCUGGAACGGGGGUGACUCAUCUAUUCACACGCAUCUCAUUGGCUGCUUCAAAGCCCUCAUGAAUAACACGCACACCCUGGCCCACCCCUCGUGCCUGAAGGUGCUGAGCUUGUCCCUCGCGAGCCGCAACCUCAGGACGCGGACCCUCGUCCUGGAGAUACUGGGGGGCGUCUGCCUCCUGCCGGGGGGGCACAAGAAGGUCCUGGAGGCCGUGCUGUACUUCCAGCGGGCCACGGGGGAGCGCACCCGCUUCCAGACCCUGGUGGUAGACCUUGACCGCGAGACGGACCUGCCGCUGCGGGUGGUCAUAAUGUCCUUCAUUUCUCUGAGUGUCUGUCCUCCUACAGACCCUGGUGCCAGCAGCACAGGUGCCCCCAGCGCCCCCCACUGGGUGCUGGUGGACAGGCUGGUGCAGCAGGUGGUCACCCAGCACCCCACCACGGGGGAGGACCACGAGCCUCCCGUCCUCCCCUCCCUCCACGUCCCCUCCAUCGUCAAGGAGCUGGCCAGCGAGCGCACGCUGACGGAGCUGCGCCGGCGUCUGCGCGGCGCAGAGGAGGACCUGGCGGACCUCACGACGCAGCUCUGUGAGAAGGAGGCCGCCCUCGACGCCCUCACCAAGGAGNUCGUACCAGCUCCAGGGCGCCAGCUGCGCUCGUUCAACUGGUGCAAGCUGCCAGAGGCGCGUAUCUCUGGUACCAUCUUCAGCCAGCUGGACGAGAGCCACCUGUACCACCUGCUGGACCUCGAGGACAUCGACAGGACCUUCGACUCCUCUCUGGGCAAGGGCGAGCGCCCCCUGGAGCGCAGCGUCUCCUGCAGCAGGGGACAGGCGAACCUGAGCUUCCUGGAGAGCAGGCGACAGCAGAACUGCGCCAUCCUGCUGUCUAAACUUCGCCUGUCUGACCACCAGUACCUCAGGGUGCUGGAGAGCAUGGACGCUGAAGGGGUCCUACAGCCCGACAUGCUGGAGCAGCUGCUGAAGUUCGUGCCCACGGCGGAGGAGGUCCUCGUGCUGGAGGAGCACGCCGGGGACCUCGCGUCCUACGCCAGGGCCGACGCCUUCAUGCUCAGGGUGUCCAGGAUCCCCCACUACGCCCCCCGCCUCACGUGCCUCCUCUACCAGAAGCGCUUCAAGGAGCGCGUCGCCGACGCCCGCCACAAGAUCUCCGCCGUCGCUGCCGCCGUCGCCCAGCUCAGGGCCAACCCCGCCCUCCCCAAGCUGCUCGAGGUUGUGCUGGCGUUCGGGAACUACAUGAACCGCGGGCCCCGGGGCAGCGCCCUGGGCUUCAGGGUCUCGUCCCUGAACAAGCUGCAGGACACCAAGACGUCCUCAGACCGCACCCAGACCCUCCUGCACUACAUCGUCGGGGUCUGCGAGACUACCUGGGCUGAUGUGCUGGGUCUAGACCAGGACAUGGGCGCUGUCAAGGAGGCUGCUAAGAUCAGUUCCCCGGAGCUGGAGAAGGACCUGCAGCAGCUGGAGGAGGGCCUGCGCUUCCUGACGGCGGAGGUGGCGUGGCACGAGAGCUCCUCCCCCUCCUCCCCCGCGGACCGCUACUCCCGGGCACUCAACGAGUUCCUGGCCUACGCGAGGGGCGUCGUGGCCGACCUCAGGGCGCAGUAUGAUGACCUCACGAGGGUGAAGCGGAAGGAGCACCUGGAGACCCUGCGGCGUAAGGAAAAGGACGGUCCCCCCCACCAGGAGGGGGGCCAGGAGCUGUCGCCCCCCUCCGCCGCCCCCCACCAGGAGAAGCAGUUCGACGACCUCAUCUGCGCCCUCAGGUCCGGCGACGUCUUCGGCAAGGACAUCGACAAGAUGAGGCGCAAGAAGAAGCCUAAAAUAUAAGAGGCCUGUGGCCUGAUAGGCCUAAAGAAAG
Messenger RNA from Hyalella azteca, 4082 nucleotides. RefSeq lists its product as uncharacterized. The transcript is spliced from 19 exons. Gene Ontology annotation, biological process: actin cytoskeleton organization. The coding region runs from base 182 to 4051 and encodes 1289 amino acids. NCBI's taxonomy places the organism in Eukaryota, Metazoa, Arthropoda, Malacostraca, Amphipoda, Hyalellidae. Gene Ontology annotation, molecular function: small GTPase binding; actin binding. The record is from RefSeq and is a predicted model, not a curated record.